This is a messenger RNA of Parnassius apollo (apollo), 1686 nucleotides long. Lineage: Eukaryota; Metazoa; Arthropoda; Insecta; Lepidoptera; Papilionidae. The record is from the annotation of a GenBank genome assembly.
AUGCGGCUUAUGUUGCUGUUGAACCACCUUGUAAAUUCAUUCAAGCCGGAUAUGAAAAUUAUAUCAUUAAAGCUACACGAUGACAUAAAAAAUGUUGCAUGUGCAAAUGUAAACUUCCAAAGUAACCAAUCUUGUGUUCAAAGUAAUAGAGUAAAAGUGUCAAGAAUCAUUAAUUCAAAUGAUAAUAAAACAAAUAGAAUAAAACCUUCUACUGUAGAUGCAAAACAAACGCAAGAUUAUGACAAAACUAAUAAAUUUAACAAGCCAGCUAAACAAACAGAAAUGAAGAAAACAUCUUUUAUUCCACAAACUACUGGAUUAAAACAAACUAAUGCCCCUUUUAAAGUAACAACUUUUAAAAGAGUACCAAUUAAAACAAAGGAUAGUUUAUGCAAGAAACCCUUGAAUAUAAAGAAAACUUUUCCAGGGAAUACUAAGGAGAAAGUUACAAUUAGUAGAACAAGUGACAAGAACAUAGUCCCAUCUUGUACUAUUACAAGUUUAAAUGUUAUCGAGACAAAACUUCAGAAUGUAGUCCAGUCUCAAAAAACAACUCCAACAAAAGUUAAUAAUCAAUUUUCAAAUAAGAAUAAAGAAGACAUAACUACUAAAGAAAACGUAGUAAUUUCCAAUAUUUAUAAAAACCCAGAAAGUGGAUUUACGUCAAAUAAAGAGAUAGAGCGCAAUGAUAAAUCGAAUGAAAGCAUUAAUAAAAUUCUAGAAAGUGAAGCGGAGUCAACGAAUGGUGAUAAGACGUCUAUUACUUUUUUAGAAAAUAACUGCAGUAAAAAGUCAUUUAUCUGUAACACAGGCCCCGAUGACCAAAAAGAACUAACCCAUUAUAACGAAAUAAAUGCUCCUUUACAAAGCCCUAGAGUACUUUCUGCGGAAAAACAAAAAUCUAAUUCUACAGUUCCAUAUUGCUGUGUAUCGUUGAAACAAUUAGAUCACUUUGUAACAAUAUCAAACAAUGAUAAAAUAAUUAAACUCCAAAUAAAUUUAGAAGUCACCAACUGUAAUGUUGCAGUUUCAACUGAACAACGAAACAGUGAUGACAAAAGUCAGCUAUUUAAGAAUAGAACCAAAGAAGAGAAAGAAAUCCAAGUUGAUCUAGAUUUACAGUCAAGUGAAGCUGUCCAAUGUAGCAGUAACUGGAUUCAACAUAAAACGAAAGAACCUAUUUUGGCUGGUGAAAUAGUGAGAAAUAUAAUGAAUGAUGACAGCAAAAUCAUAAUUAUUCAUUGUUCAUGCUGUGAUUGUACUGAUCUACGUUACCUUUUGAAAUCACAAUCACAUAUUAAAUGUAGCACGUAUAAUGAAAAAAUUACCCAUGAUUUGGUUCCAGUAACCAAAGAGGAUAACGAAAGGUGUGAAUGUAAAAAUUUCUUUUUGGAGUCAGAAUGUCCAGAAAAGUUGCCUUCAAAUGAGCCCAUUUCUUGUUCCAAAUUAGAGCCUUCUGUGGAGAAAACUUUAACUGUUACUUCUGUGCAUAAACUAACAUCAUGUUAUUCCGAAUCUGGUACAUGUACUUCUACAGUGAAUCAAGAACAGGGAGACUUCAAUAAAGAAGUUGUAAAAACUAAAUUUUUGGACCUAACGGCAGAAAAUCAAACUUUGAAGGAUUUUGUUAACAGAGAUACACAAACAAGCUGGUGUAAUGUGCUGGUAUUUAAAAAUCUUCAGUAG